Molecule: messenger RNA, 6291 nt
Organism: Peromyscus maniculatus bairdii (prairie deer mouse)
Lineage: Eukaryota; Metazoa; Chordata; Mammalia; Rodentia; Cricetidae
Source: RefSeq, a predicted model, not a curated record
CUCGGCUGACGCUCUGGGUGCGUGAUGGGGGGGGUGGGACCCCGAGCCCGCAGCGCAGCUGUGUGCGGGCGGGCGCGUGUGUUUGCGUGGGCGUCGUGUCGUAUCUCCACCGGAGUUCAUUGCUCCGGAGCCGCUCGGUCUCCAGCGGUGCACGAGGCGCCUGGGGGGGUCUGGUUGACCGGUCCCAGCUGGCCGGUGGGCGGCCUAGGGGGCGGGGCGGGCGACUCGGCCCUCCUCCUAGGCGCACCCCUCCUCCCGGGCGCACCCCUAAGGGAAGAAAGACACCCGGGGCCGCGAGGAAAAGUUUCUUCCAGGCAGGGCCGGCUCGUCGCUGCCCCGCACACCGUCAGGGUUAGACCGCCUUCCUCACUGCGGGGCUUGGAACCUCCAGCCCACCGGCAGCGCAACCCAGGCCGCCCGGCCAGCCUCGGCCCCGGGGACGCAGGGAGCAGCCCGGGAGCGCGGAGCCACUGGCUGUCCACGCGGGGACCGUGGGCACCCACCCGCCAGGCUCCCAGCCACUCUCCCCCGCAACUUUGCGUGCUUUGUUCACUGGCUGGAAAUGAUUCGCCGAAGCGCCUUGGACAGGGUCUUAGCCAGUCGGCUAGGGCUCGGCCCGGAGACGUGUUAUGCUCUCAGCUUCCCAUCAAUUAUGGAUGGAAACAAAUAAGGAAGAGUCAAUUUUGUAUGAGCCGCUUUCUUCCGUGGCCAGAGGCGUCCUGUAGCCGGGAGCAGCGGCAGGGAAGGCGAGCUCAACAUCCAGGUAGCUAGGUGGGACUUCUGAGGAGGGGUCGCUCAGAUUUCUUCUUGGCCAACCAUGAGGUUCUUUCUGCUUUGCUUCCACGUGCUGUUCCUUCUGGUCUCCAGGUUACGGGCAGUCAGCUUCCCGGAAGACGACGAGCCCCUUAACACUGUUGAUUAUCACUAUUCAAGGCAAUAUCCGGUUUUUAGAGGACGCCCUUCAGGCAACGAAUCGCAGCAUAGGCUGGACUUUCAGCUGAUGCUGAAAAUUCGAGACACACUUUAUAUUGCUGGCAGAGAUCAAGUCUAUACAGUGAACUUAAAUGAAAUCCCCAAAACAGAGGUCAUACCAAGCAAGAAGCUGACGUGGAGGUCCAGGCAACAGGAUCGAGAAAACUGUGCUAUGAAAGGCAAGCAUAAAGACGAGUGCCACAACUUCAUCAAAGUAUUUGUUCCAAGAAACGAUGAGAUGGUUUUUGUUUGUGGUACCAAUGCUUUCAACCCCAUGUGUAGAUACUAUAGGUUGAAUACCUUAGAGUAUGAUGGGGAAGAAAUUAGUGGCCUGGCACGAUGCCCAUUUGAUGCCAGACAAACCAAUGUUGCCCUCUUUGCUGAUGGGAAACUGUAUUCUGCCACAGUGGCCGACUUCCUGGCUAGUGAUGCUGUCAUUUAUAGAAGCAUGGGUGACGGAUCUGCCCUUAGAACAAUAAAAUAUGAUUCCAAAUGGAUCAAAGAACCACACUUUCUUCAUGCCAUCGAAUAUGGAAACUAUGUCUAUUUCUUCUUCAGAGAAAUCGCUGUGGAACAUAAUAACUUAGGCAAGGCUGUGUAUUCCCGCGUGGCUCGCAUUUGUAAAAACGACAUGGGUGGCUCCCAGCGGGUUCUGGAGAAGCACUGGACUUCCUUCCUGAAGGCCAGGCUUAACUGCUCUGUCCCCGGAGAUUCCUUUUUCUACUUUGAUGUUCUGCAGUCCAUCACAGACAUAAUCCAAAUCAACGGCGUCCCCACCGUGAUUGGGGUCUUCACCACGCAGCUUAACAGCAUUCCUGGUUCUGCAGUCUGUGCCUUUAGCAUGGACGACAUUGAGAAGGUGUUCAAAGGGCGAUUCAAAGAGCAGAAAACCCCAGACUCUGUUUGGACGGCAGUUCCCGAAGACAAAGUACCAAAACCAAGGCCUGGCUGCUGUGCCAAGCAUGGCCUUGCAGAAGCUUACAAAACCUCCAUCGACUUCCCAGACGAGACCCUGUCUUUCAUCAAAUCCCAUCCCCUGAUGGACUCUGCUGUUCCCCCCAUUGCUGAUGAGCCCUGGUUCACAAAGACCCGGGUCAGGUACAGGUUGACGGCCAUCGAAGUGGACCGUUCGGCGGGGCCCUACCAAAACUACACCGUCAUCUUUGUCGGCUCUGAAGCCGGCGUGGUGCUGAAAGUGUUGGCAAAGACCAGCCCUUUCUCUUUGAAUGACAGUGUAUUGCUUGAGGAGAUUGAAGCUUACAACCAAGCCAAGUGCAGCGCUGAGAGCGAGGAGGACAGAAAGGUCGUCUCGUUACAGCUGGACAAAGAUCACCAUGCUUUGUACGUGGCCUUCUCUAGCUGCGUCGUCCGCAUCCCCCUCAGUCGCUGUGAGCGCUACGGAUCCUGUAAAAAGUCUUGCAUCGCAUCGCGUGACCCGUACUGCGGUUGGUUAAGCCAGGGCGUUUGUGAGAGAGUGACCCUAGGGAUGCUGCUGUUAACCGAAGACUUGUUUGCUUCCCAUAACCACAGCGCUGGAGGAUUUGAGCAAGACACAGAGUACGGCAACACGGCCCACCUAGGGGACUGCCACGGUGUACGGUGGGAAGUCCAAUCUGGAGACUCCAACCAGAUGGUCCAUAUGAAUGUCCUUAUCACCUGUGUGUUCGCGGCUUUCGUCUUGGGCGCAUUCAUUGCAGGCGUGGCUGUAUACUGCUACCGCGACAUGUUUGUUCGCAAGAACAGAAAGAUCCAUAAAGAUGCGGAAUCAGCCCAGUCAUGCACAGACUCCAGCGGAAGCUUUGCCAAGCUGAAUGGUCUCUUUGACAGUCCCGUCAAGGAAUACCAACAGAACAUUGAUUCUCCUAAACUCUAUAGCAACCUGCUGACCAGUCGGAAGGAGCUGCCACCCAACACGGAUACAAAAUCCAUGGUCAUGGACCACCGAGGCCAGCCUCCAGAGCUGGCUGCUCUCCCCACUCCAGAGUCCACACCUGUACUCCACCAGAAGACCCUGCAGGCCAUGAAGAGCCACUCUGACAAGGCCCACGGCCAUGGUGCUUCAAGGAAAGAACAUCCCCAGUUUUUUCCUUCUAGUCCUCCACCCCAUUCCCCAUUAAGUCACGGGCACAUUCCCAGUGCCAUUGUUCUUCCAAACGCCACCCACGACUACAAUACGUCAUUUUCAAACUCUAAUGCUCAUAAAGCUGAAAAGAAACUUCAGAACAUCGACCAUCCUCUUACAAAGUCGUCCAGUAAGAGGGAGCACCGGCGUUCUGUGGAUUCCAGAAACACCCUUAACGAUCUCCUGAAGCAUCUAAAUGACCCAAACAGUAACCCCAAAGCCAUCAUGGGAGAAAUCCAUAUGGCCCAUCAAACCCUCAUGCUGGACCCAGUAGGACCUAUGUCUGAGGUCCCACCCAAGGUCCCUAACCGGGAGGCAUCUCUGUACUCCCCUCCCUCAACACUCCCCAGAAAUAGCCCAACCAAGAGAGUAGAUGUCCCCACCACUCCUGGGGUCCCAAUGACAUCUCUGGAAAGACAAAGGGGUUAUCAUAAAAAUUCCUCCCAGAGGCACUCUAUAUCAGCCGUGCCUAAAAACUUAAACUCACCAAAUGGUGUUUUGUUAUCCAGACAGCCGAGUAUGAACCGUGGAGGAUAUAUGCCCACUCCCACCGGGGCGAAGGUGGACUUUAUUCAGGGGACACCUGUGAGUGUCCAUCUGCAGCCUUCCCUCUCCAGACAGAGCAGCUACACCAGUAAUGGCACCCUCCCCAGGACGGGACUAAAGAGGACACCAUCCUUAAAACCUGAUGUGCCGCCAAAGCCUUCCUUUGUCCCUCAGACCACGUCUGUCAGGCCACUGAACAAAUACACUUACUAGGCCUCCAACGUGCUGUGCUAUUCCCGUGUGGCUUUAUCCUGUCCCGGUUGUUGAGAGGUCGCUGUGAGGGUACCUUAAGACAAGAUACCUGCUUGUAUUUGAAGAGAAACAAGUAGCCAAAGAAACUCUGUAACUUUGGUAACACCAGAACUUGCCACAUGUAGCUACUGCAGCAAGGCUUCUGUGUACUUGCCUGAGACAAAGGGAGGUACUGGUCAUUCCAUUUCUCUCGUUUGGAGCCGAAGGGGCUUUGCAGCCUGCCAGGGCUCCCUUCACCAGUAUAAAGAGCUGAUAGAGUACUCAGAAGACUGAACAAAUACUUGAAAAUGGGUUCAAUUCAGACUGCCAUUCUGUGUGGUCUUCCCAUUAAAUGUGAACAUUUUAAUAUUGUAUGCAUUCACCUUGCCUCUUGCACAAAUGUCAAAAUGAAAAGAUGGGAAUGUCUCAAAACAAAAUGAGCUUGUAGAUUACCAAGCAGUUUGCUAAAAAAAAAAAAAAAUUCAAUCUUGGACCCAAACUGUAGCAUUUUUUUUUUCAUGUGUGGCACUGUUUUUUUUUUUUUUUUUAUUUGAUGCCACCAACAAAAUUGUGUCAGAGUGUGUGUGUGUGUGUGUGUGUGUGUGUGUGUGUGUGUGUGUAGUAAGAUAGUUCUGUACCCAUUAGGAUUUAUUUAGGUGCCCAUUGCAUCUUUUUGUACUAUGGAGUUGUUUACACUGAGCAUGAUUGAAGACAACUAGCUUCCUCCCACACCAGUCCAUUGUGUUCAGCUCCGAGAAAGGAAGUCGAGGCUCCUUAUGACUGUCAAAUGAUUAACUUAACCUAUGUGGUACCCAAUGUCAGAACAUUUAAGAGUUCUAAAUAAUUUUGUGCUGCUAUUCAUCAAAACUUCUAUUCCAGCCUUGCCAGCUUAAGAAGUUAGAGAUAUUAAGAGGUAUCCUUGAUGUAUCUACCAGUAUUCAGUAGUAACAUUUACCUGUCCACUGUGAAUUAAAGCCUGAGGCACGCUACUUAACCCCGGACACACUCCUAAGUGUUUAUUUUGAUUGUGUUAUUUUAUUUUCCGUAUAGCAAAAGUUUUCUUCUGUUAACUCUUCCCUCCCCCAAGACAAAAAGAGAGAACCCAAACAGAGGACAAAAGAAAGAGACAGAACAGGAAUGACAGGCAGUUGGCUGGCCAGGGAGGGUCUGAAAAGCCACUGGUGGUGCCGUCCUGGCCUCUGUGUUGCGUUCUGAGGAUUUUCUCCUGAGUCAUGCAGGCAAUGACAGUCAGCUGUAAAUACCACAUGUGAGUUUACCUGGAUCUGUGCAUUUUGUGCCUUAUUCACGAGAGUGGUAGAAGUUCUGCACUACAUUGAGUGUUUCCCCUAUAGCGCAUCCUUUCCCAGGCGCCGGUUGCAGAUGUUUUUCAGCCAGCACCUGAGGACUUCUUACAAAGUUAUGCAGCAACCUAGAGUAAUUUGUUGUUGACCCCCCCUCCUUCCCCCCCACACACACCAGAAUCAGAAGCAGCAUCCGCCCCCUUGUCAUGAUAAACAUUCCAGCCCUGCUCUUCUGAUAAUGUGAAGGCAGAUGACGGUUCCCAGGGAACGUGGCACCUGAGGAAACCAUGUCUAAAGUCAUUUCUACGUAGCUUGGCAGGGCCCACUGACGGCUGACGAUGUGCAGCCUACUGACGACUUUGGUUAACUCACUGCACAUGGCCCAGUCAUUUACCCAACCUAAUCUAGAAAUUACCGCAGCUGAGAAAGGCUCCUGACCCAGCCAGGUAAAGUCAACCAAUAUCUUGGGACAGUGACGAUGGAAUGCAUUACUUGUGGGGAGGGAUGGGUGCAGAACACCAGAUCAUUUUUAUACAGAAUGUAGAAUACUGAUGGAGUUGGUCUUUUCCUUCAAGAACAUUCUUUUCUAGAGAAAAAUGAUUCCCUGUGAUUUCUUGGGAGCUCAAAAGCUGAAACACCUGUCCUCAAACUACUUCAGCUUUGCAACUAAAAUAUUACAGUUUAAUCAAUUAAACCAACCAACAAUAAGCACUACGCAGUCUGCCACCAACAACGUGUUUGCAUUUACCUUACCGAUAUUAAUCCCAGCGUGGUAACUCUGUGUGACCCUGAUAACAUUUUGUAACAUUGUGCUGCCUUAGAGUGUACUGUGAGUUCUAUCAGUAUUUAUGUUGAAAUUUCUAACAUGGAUUCUAGUCUCUAUUCUGUUAAUUUAAUUUUAAAUGCUUUAUCCAUUUGUGCAAAGGUAAACACAGAUUGUAUCUUUUUUAAUGGUACGGCAUAAAAAAUAACCCUAAAGUGAAGUGGCUCUAUACUGUUUUAUAGAGUACUUUAACAUGUAUAGAUAUCUUGUAAACUUGUAUUGUGGAUGUGUAAAUAAUAUGUACUUUGGGUUUUUAACACCGCAUGUAAAGUCAAAAUAAAAUAUCCAAGUCAUUA